Molecule: messenger RNA, 1396 nt
Organism: Manihot esculenta (cassava)
Lineage: Eukaryota; Viridiplantae; Streptophyta; Magnoliopsida; Malpighiales; Euphorbiaceae
Product: two-pore potassium channel 1
Exons: 2
Coding region: 106-1167 (353 amino acids)
Biological process (GO): potassium ion transmembrane transport; stabilization of membrane potential
Cellular component (GO): plant-type vacuole membrane
Molecular function (GO): calcium ion binding; potassium ion leak channel activity
Source: RefSeq, a predicted model, not a curated record
CUUCAGGUAGCAGUGAAAUGCCCAUAUAAGAAAAUUUGAUAAUUCCAUAAUUUCCAAUUUAUUCAGGCAAUUUGAGAAAUAAAUGCCCUUUGGCUUGGCAUUUUAAUGGCCAAUGAUGAUAAACCUGAUCAGCCUCUACUUUCAGAUGCGAAAGAUGCUUGUAUAAAUGCCCAUGAGAAGAAGAGCCUUCAAAGAAAAAGACUUGUGCAGUCUAACAAUGGUGAUACAUCAGAUGUCAGACAUCAAGAGAGAAAUGGGAUCCACUCACUUAAAUGGCUUGAAUCUUUCUUGGAGAAACAGAAGUUUAGUUUCAAGCAAGUACUCAUUUUGUUUUCAGUCUAUUUAGGUGUAGGCACUUCAGGUUUCUUCUUUACAAUGAAUCAGAUUGAUGGGAAGAAAACCCAUGGAUUUGUUGAUGCUAUGUACUUGUGUGUUGUGACAAUGACCACCGUUGGAUAUGGAGACCUUGUGCCCCAUAGCGUCCUAGCAAAGCUAAUUGCUUCUGUUUAUGUAUUCUUUGGGAUGGCUAUGGUUGGGAUUAUUCUCAGCAAAGCAGCAGAUUACAUUGUAGAAAAGCAAGAGGUUCUCUUGGUUAGAGCCAUAAACAUUCGUGGGAAACUUGGCUCUACACAGAUUCUUAAAGAGGUUGAAAACCAUAAAGUCGAGUACAAGCUACUCUCUGCUGUUGCCAUUCUCUUGGUGCUUAUAGUUGUAGGAACUGCUUUCUUGUGUUUGAUUGAAAAUUUUGAAGUUGUUGAUGCCUUUUAUUGUGUUUGUUCCACAAUGACUACUCUUGGGUAUGGAGAUGAAAGCUUCUCAACUACAACAGGUCGCUUAUUUGCUGUUUUCUGGAUACUGAGCAGUACCCUUUGCCUUGCUCAAUUCUUCUGCUACCUCACUGAACUAUACACAGAAUUAAGGCAAAAAUUGCUCGUUAAACGGGUACUAACUCGAAACAUGACAUCCUCAGAUCUUGAAUCAGCUGAUCUUGAUCAUGAUAAAGUUGUGAGUGCUGCAGAGUUCAUUGUAUAUACACUGAAGGAAAUGGGAAAGAUUGAUGACAAUGAUAUUUCAUUGGUGAUGGAGAGGUUCAAGAAGCUUGAUAUUGAUCAUUCAGGAACCUUGACAGAAUCUGAUAUAGUUCAAUCUCAUUCAUCUCGAUCAUAAAGCUUUAAUAAGGAACAUAAAUUUGUGCAACAGGUUGACUUUUUUCUCCACUUAGAAAUGGACAAUAUCCUUGAUAAUAUUAAGGAUGUACAGUUUGUGAAUAUUACUUAUCGGAAUGCUCAUUAAUCUGUUUGCUGAUGCCAAGAAACAAAAGGAAUGUGUAUGUCUCUGCAACAAAAGGAGCUUUUUGCUUUACUGAGAUCUUUUGUUGCAUUGUUUCCUUGUGUUU